UGCUGGUACACAAGUUGAUAUCAGAAUCCCUUACCUAUCUGAGGGCUAGUUUGUGUCUGCCAGUGUCUGAUCUAUGCUAAGUGGUCUUUUGUGGGCUCUUUGGGCAGGUGGUUGAGGGGCAAAGCUAAGUCCUGCCUUUGCCCAGCGAGGCAGGACUGUCUCAUUCAGGUCUCUGGGAUGAUGCUGGAGCACCAAGGCAGCUGUGGUCCCACACUGGUUGUUUCACCUUCCUUAUCUACCUUUUACAAAUGCUCGCAACCUCUGAGCAACAGCCCCAGGAGGACAAGUCCAGAAGGCUAGUAGGACCAUGUGGGGUUUAGGGUUUAGCCGUAGCAGAUUCUGGGCCCCCUGUGACUUUCCUCCCUCCCUGGUUCUCUGCCUCCACCAGGCCCACAGAACUGAGAGUUGUGCUGGGAACCAAUAGCCUAACCAGCCCGUCCCUGGAGAUAGAGGGAGUCACAACUGUCAUUCUUCACAAGGACUUUCAAAGAGUCAACAUGGACAAUGACAUCGCUCUACUGAUGCUGGACAAGCCCAUCACGUUCAACGAGCUGAAACAACCCAUCUGCCUGCCCAUGCAGCCCGGCCUCUCCAAGUGGCACAACUGCUGGGUGGCAGGAUGGGGGCAGGUCAAAUCCGGUCUCAACGAGGCUAUGGAAACUGAGCUGUUGAAAGCGCCCAUGACCAUAAUGAACUGGGACACGUGUUUUAAGGAAUUUCCCAAACUUACCAAAAACAUGCUAUGUGCUGGAUACGAGAAUGAGAGCUACGAUUCUUGCCAGGGCGACAGCGGGGGGCCCCUAGCCUGUACCCAGGAAUCUGGCAAGAAGUGGUACCACGUGGGCAUCAUCAGCUGGGGAAGGUCCUGUGGCCUGAAGAACACUCCAGGGAUAUACACCCUGUUAGAAAACUACCACUCCUGGAUUAAGAAGAUGUCAGCCCCUCUUCCUGGCUGCCCGGGUGUUGGUGUCGCCGGCCCAGGCACUCUGCCACCGCCCCUGGCAUCGCCCGCUGUGAGCGCAGAUGGAGCCCAUGAACUGGACGGCUGGCCUCCCCUUGAGAUGGAGGUAGCCCUGAGCCCUUGGGUCACCCUGCCUCUGGACACUGUCCAAGACAAGGACAUGGGCCUACAGGCCUGUGAUGACAAUCCCAGCCCGGACAGGUUGCAGCCCCCCUGCCCUGCAGCCAGCGGCCCCCCUCUCCUCCCCACCUCGGCUCCUGAGAAAGACGCCUCAGAGCAGCUGUCAUAG
Cervus elaphus (red deer) is the source of this 1250-nucleotide messenger RNA. It is a transcript of the gene PRSS55, whose product is annotated as serine protease 55. The record is from RefSeq and is a predicted model, not a curated record. Bases 498 to 1250 code for a protein of 250 amino acids. Gene Ontology annotation, biological process: proteolysis. Gene Ontology annotation, molecular function: serine-type endopeptidase activity. The transcript has 6 exons. Lineage: Eukaryota; Metazoa; Chordata; Mammalia; Artiodactyla; Cervidae.